This is a messenger RNA of Orycteropus afer afer, 948 nucleotides long. RefSeq names its product olfactory receptor 10AG1-like. Gene Ontology annotation, cellular component: membrane. The record is from RefSeq and is a predicted model, not a curated record. Gene Ontology annotation, molecular function: G protein-coupled receptor activity; olfactory receptor activity. Gene Ontology annotation, biological process: G protein-coupled receptor signaling pathway. Lineage: Eukaryota; Metazoa; Chordata; Mammalia; Tubulidentata; Orycteropodidae.
AUGGAAAGCAAAUUAAAAGCAGAAGAAUCAAAUAAUACUGUGAUGGAGUUUGUUCUCCUGGGGUUUUCUGAUGUGCCCAGUCUCCAGUGGAUUCUCUUUGGAAUAUUUUUAGUCAUAUAUCUCAUUAUUUUGUUGGGCAAUAGCAUCAUAAUACUGAUAACAAGAAUUGAUCCUACUCUCCAGAACCCCAUGUAUUUUUUCCUUGCCAAUUUUUCCUUCCUGGAAAUUUGUUAUGUAACAACCACUGUCCCAAGAAUGCUCAGAGACAUUUGGACCAAGAAUGGAAAUAUUUCUUUUUUUGCCUGUGCUAUACAAAUGUGUUUUGUUCUUAUCUUUGGAGGCACAGAGUGUUUGCUUCUGACAGUGAUGGCCUACGACCGCUACGUGGCCAUUUGUAACCCUCUGCACUAUCCUGCAGUCAUGAACCACAGGCUCUGUAUCCAGCUGGUGGCUGGUUCCUGGAUUAGUGGAUUUCCAUUUGAAAUUGGGCAAACAUGCCAGAUUUUCUCUGUAUCCUUUUGUGGAUCUAACAUAAUUAAUCAUUUCUUUUGUGACAUUCCCCCAGUUCUCAAGCUUGCUUGUGGGGACACUUUUGUGAAUGAGACAUUGGUCUAUCUUGUUGCUGUGGAGUUUUUCAUGGUUCCUUUUCUGUUGAUCAUUGCCUCUUAUGCCAAAAUUAUCUCUAAUAUUCUGAAAUUGUCAUCAGCUAGAGGGAGGGUCAAAGCCUUCUCCACCUGUUCUUCUCACCUGACAGUUAUAGUCUUAUCCUAUGGAACAGCUGGUAUGACUUAUUUACAGCCCAAAUCAGAUCAACCCAAAGGAAAGGGGAAACUGAUCUCUCUUUUCUAUACCAUUUUGACACCGAUGAUAAGCCCCAUUAUAUAUAGUCUGAGGAACAAGGAUGUCAUGAUGGCACUGAAGAAAUUACUGCCUAAAUUAUUAACAUGA